Molecule: messenger RNA, 1536 nt
Organism: Ruditapes philippinarum (Manila clam)
Lineage: Eukaryota; Metazoa; Mollusca; Bivalvia; Venerida; Veneridae
Exons: 5
Coding region: 213-1202 (329 amino acids)
Biological process (GO): SCF-dependent proteasomal ubiquitin-dependent protein catabolic process
Cellular component (GO): SCF ubiquitin ligase complex
Molecular function (GO): transferase activity
Source: RefSeq, a predicted model, not a curated record
UUUCACAACAAUAUGACAUAAUUUAUAUUAUAAAUAUUUACACGUUGGUUAACAUUUAUUUUGUUAUAUAGACUUGAACAAAAAAACUGGUUAGUAACGAUUUAGAUUUCAUAAGUAUUUUACUCAAUUAAUAUUGUUUUACAAUUCUAUAGGCAGACUCUUGAUUUAACUGUGGUUCCUGUAAUGAAGAAGGGAUAAAUUAUCAGUUGACAAUGCCACAUACAAAUAAUUUUCACCAGAAAGAUGGGGGCGAUAAAGAAGAUAAGUAUGCAGGACGUCUCAGUAAACGGUUGUGUUAUAUCCUAAGAUAUGGUGCAAUAAAAGAAGGACUGACUGUUCAUAAAGAAGGUUUUGUGGAUGUGAAUGAAGUAUUGGAAAUGAACAUGAUGCGACAUCACACUUUAGAGGAAGUUCUGCAGGAAGUUGACACUUCACUUAGUCACAGACAUACAAAAAGAUUCGAAAGCAAAACAUUCAAUGGAAAGACACUCAUAAGGGCUCUGUUCUGUCGAAACUUUGAACCAAGUCCGUACCAUGAAGGAACAAGUGUUAAAACAUUUCAACAGAUCUGUAUAGAUUAUAUACUUGAUAAUCUAGAUGAUUAUGAUCUUGAGGACUUUCCAGAUGAACACAUAAUCAGUACAAUGAUAUCCCAGCUGAAGAGAAAAAAGAAAUUGAAUGUGAAAGUGUUACGUCAACUUUUAGUGCCUGUGUUAGAACAUUUGGACCUAGACAGUGUAUAUCUUACACAAACUAUACUGAAAACAAUGUGGACAAACUGCCCAAAUCUGAGAGUAUUGAGUCUGAAAGAUUGUGGAUAUAUUGUUACAGAUAGUGUUGUAGAAACUAUACUCAGGAAAUUGACCAAAUUAGAGGCACUGAAUUUGGCUGCAUGUAAACAUUUAACAGAUAAAUCGGUGAAAGCUAUGUGCCAGUUUGGUAAAAAUCUACAGCAACUUAACUUAAGCUGGAUUAAAACUAUAUCUAACGGUGCAAUACUAGACCUUGUAGUGAAUUUAGAGAAUCUCAGACACUUGGACAUAUAUGAUAUGCAAUUAACUGGAGAAAUAAGGGAGUUAGUGAUCGAAGGGGCAAGACAAAGGGAGAUAAAAAUUGUAUUAAAGGGUCUUCAAGAGUCAGACCCAGAUGUUACAAUUGAAAACCCUUCUAUGAUGUUACCAAACUUUGGGAAAACCUGGUAGAUGUUCACAUAAACAUUGUAGUUUUAUUCCAGUAUUACCUCAAAGUUUUUUUAAAUGAGCCAGAUGUUAUUGUGUAUACAUGAAUGUGAACGGUAAUGGAUGAAAGAAAUAAUAUUGCUACUUAUUUUUUUAAAAAUAUGUAUAUAAAUAAUAACUAUAUAAAUUCCAAAUAAUAACUAUAUUUAUUCCGUUAUUUUUAACUUACAAUGUACUAAAAUUUAUUGCUUUUGUUGUGUUAGAGAUAUAUUUUUUGUCCUUUUUUAUAUACAUGUACAUGUGAUAUUGAUGAUGCAUAUCAUUUUGUAUGCUACAAUAAAAUAUAAAAACAAGCAAA